AUGAAGGAAUACAACGAGAAGAUCCGAGAGUGCACUACAGGCUACGAAGGAAUGAUUAUGACGACACAAUGGGCUCAAGGAGAAACAAAUGUGGAAAUAGCAUUGGCGACUAGUCAGGAUUCCCGUCAUAUGCGGUCCAUCGCACUUGUCACUAUGAUAUUCCUCCCUGGAACCUUUUUUGCAAGUAUCUUCUCGAUGGGUUUCUUUGAGUGGAAAUCCAACGAUGGCACUAUAUCUGUGUCUCAGUCCUUCUGGAUCUACGUGGUCCUAGCCGCAGGGUUUACAGCCUUCACAGUUGGGGCUUGGUGGUACAUCGGAGUCUAUCGUUACAAGAGACAUAAGAACAUGUCCUCGGCACUUAAAGCAAGUCUCUCUUUAGUUUUAUACAUAACCAAGACUCUUUGUCUGAAAUCACUGCUAUCCCGAAGCCAGGAACUCUCGGUAUUGCACCCUUCGCUCUCCAGCUACGAGUUGGCCAAGUACAGGAUAAAUGCGGUGACCCUCAUGUAUGGCGAAGCAGACAUGAGCGACGCUAUCAUGGAGUCACAAAGGCAAGUAGUUCUCCUCUAA
Molecule: messenger RNA, 570 nt
Organism: Fusarium tjaetaba
Lineage: Eukaryota; Fungi; Ascomycota; Sordariomycetes; Hypocreales; Nectriaceae
Exons: 4
Coding region: 1-570 (189 amino acids)
Source: RefSeq, a predicted model, not a curated record